AUGGGCCAGACGCUCUCGACCAUGACGGUGGCCUCGCCUUCGGGACCCGGAUCCGCCCAAAACGUCUUAAACCGACUUUUCCUCGCUAGUGGCCCCUUGCGAUCCGCGACAUCGUCUGCUCUCACCCGCUCGUCUGCUGUCACCGCGACUACUAAUAAUCGUCGCCCUCGACUGCCGCUCCCCCGUCUCUCCUAUUCAUCCUACUCCCCGUCGUCCCAGUCCCCGUCACCCCAUCCGUUACUGUCCAUGUCCAUGGCGUCGUCGUCUCCCUAUAGCACCGCCAGCUCUGACAUUGCCACGCCUCGCUCUCGCUCAUCAACCUCGUCAUCGCGAAGACUUACAGAUUCAAAUCCCAUGUCCUCUGUCGACCUUUCCAAGAUUGAAGAACAGAUCAAGAUGACUGCCCUCGACCAACACCGUGGCUACGUCCAAGACCACUAUGCCGAGAUCCAGCAGGACCGGCCUACCCAGUACAUCGAUGAGACGAAUGCUGCCGGUUACCAGAUUGUGCGAGAGCCUCUCUGGAACAAGGGUCUCGCCUUCACUCCCGAGGAGCGCGCCUCUAAGAACCUCACUGGUCUCUUCCCCCACACCAUGGAGAGCUUCGAGACCCAGUGCGCCCGAGCCAUGAAGAUGAUCCACACCCGCCAGACUCCCAUCGACAAGUACCUCUACCUCACCUCCAUCAAGGAGUCCAACACCGACCUCUUCUACCGCCUCCUCAUCGAUAAUAUCCGCGACCUCAUGCCCCUCGUCUACACUCCCACCAUUGGUGAUGUCUGCCUCCAGUACUCGAGCAUCUACACUCGCCCCGAGGCUCUGUACAUCUCCAUCAAGCAACGCAAGUCCAUCCGGACUAUGCUCCGAAACUGGCCCUGCCAAAACCCCGAGAUUUGCGUCGUAACAGACGGUUCUCGUAUCCUUGGUCUCGGUGACCUGGGCAUCAACGGUGUCGGUAUCUCGAUCGGCAAGCUCGCUCUUUACACCGGCGCUGCUGGUAUCCACCCCCAGAAGACCCUCCCCAUCGUCCUCGACUGCGGUACCAACAAUGAGGAGAACCUGAAGGACCCCUUCUACCUGGGUCUGCGACAGAAGCGCCCCGCCUACGAGGAGCAGCAGGCUUUCAUGGACGAGUUCAUGGAGGCUGUCCGUGACGUCUUCCCCGACAUGGUUGUGCAGUUCGAGGACUUCGAGUCUCAGAAGGCCUUUGGCUACCUCGACCGAUACCGCGACCAGUACCGUUGCUUCAACGACGAUAUCCAGGGAACUGGUGCCGUUGUCCUGGCUGGUUACAUUGGUGCCGUUGAGCAGUCCGGCGUUCCCCUGGAGGAGCAGCGCCUGGUCUUCAUGGGUGCCGGUUCCGCCGGUGUCGGUGUUGCUAAGCAGCUCGUCGAGUACUACACUCGCCGCGGCCUGAGCGAGGAGGCUGCCCGUGACAAGUUCUGGCUUGUCGACACCAAGGGUCUUGUCACCAAGGACCGUGGUGACCGCCUUGCUGAGCACAAGAAGUACUUUGCCCGUACCGACAACGACGGCCAGCAGUACCGCACUCUUCAGGACGUCAUUGAGUACGUCAAGCCCAGCGCUCUUGUUGGUCUGACUGCCACCUUCGGUGUCUUCACCGAGGACAUUGUCCGCUCCCUUAAGGCCUCCGUUGAGGCUGGUGGUCUUGGCCGCCGCCCCAUCCUCUUCCCUCUCAGCAACCCCCUCACCAAGGCUGAGUGCACCUUCGAGCAGGCCAUUGAGUGGACUGAGGGCACUGUCCUCUUCGCCUCUGGCUCUCCCUUCAGCCCCGUCAAGGCCAAGUUCGGUGACGAGUCUCACCCCACCACCUACUACCCCAACCAGGGUAACAACGUUUACGUGUUCCCCGGUAUCGGUCUCGGUGCCAUCCUGGCCAAGGCCUCUCGCGUCACUGACGAGAUGAUCUACACCUCUGCCGCUGCUCUGGCUGGUUCCCUGACUGCUGAGGAGGUCCACAAGGGUCUCAUCUACCCCCGCAUUGAGCGUGUCCGUGACGCCAGCGUCAUCGUUGCCCGUGAGGUGAUGAAGGCUGCCCGACGUGGUGGUGUCUCUGAGCUCCCUGACUCCCAGUGGGCCGAGUGGGAGGAGUGGGGUGAUGUUGCCCUCACCACCUACAUCAAGAAGCACAUCUAUGACCCCCUCUGCUUCGCUGAUGCCAAGACCCAUCUGUAG
Molecule: messenger RNA, 2196 nt
Organism: Fusarium keratoplasticum
Lineage: Eukaryota; Fungi; Ascomycota; Sordariomycetes; Hypocreales; Nectriaceae
Exons: 6
Coding region: 1-2196 (731 amino acids)
Biological process (GO): pyruvate metabolic process; malate metabolic process
Cellular component (GO): mitochondrion
Molecular function (GO): malate dehydrogenase (decarboxylating) (NAD+) activity; NAD binding
Source: RefSeq, a predicted model, not a curated record